Trichobilharzia regenti is the source of this 835-nucleotide messenger RNA. NCBI's taxonomy places the organism in Eukaryota, Metazoa, Platyhelminthes, Trematoda, Strigeidida, Schistosomatidae. The record is from the annotation of a GenBank genome assembly.
CAAAGUCAACACUUAAAAUACUUUGAAAUAUGUUUUCGUUUUUUAUUCAUUAUUUUUUCCGAAAUAGGUUAAAGAUAAACUAUAAAACUUAAUAACAAAGUUAAAUAGAAUAAAUUUAUCUUACAUAUCUUACAUACUCAACAAUACUUAUACUCAACAAUAGCAAAGACAGUUAUGCUUGGCCUACAGUUCAUUGUCCUGUUCAUUGUAUGCACAAUUGGUGGUUUGCAGUUAUCUUAUGCGGUUGAUGUUGAACGCAUCUCCAAUCCUCCGUCGAAUGAUUUGAUAUGUGAUGUAUGCGAAGGCAUAGUCAACAUAGGAAAGUUAUACCUUUUAUCUCCGACCGUCAGUAGAAUACUUGACAAUUUCGUUUGGAAAUUUUGCAGAUUACCAGGAAUUGUUACGAAAAGAUGUAUACCUUGGGCACAAGAUAUUUUCAACAGAAGCUUCUACAAUGUUCUAAAAACUGACUCCGCUGUAGUCUGCGAAUACGCUCUCCUUUGCUGAAGACGGCUGCUUUUUAAGAAGUCCAGAAGUAUUUCAGAUGCACUUGGGAUGUACCUUAUUCUAUGCACUUUCAGCGUUUAACAUAAUCAUGCAAUUAUUGUAGAUCUUUGGCAACAUUCUAAUAAACAGUUAAUAACUAAUUCGGAUUUAUAGGAGUUUUACAGAAAUGUAGCGCGUAGUAAUGAUAAACUUUGUUUCGCUUUUUUUCUUUAAAAAAUGUAAUCCAUUGCAUGUUUUUUCGCAUAAAUGUUUUCAGUAAAAUAUUUCAAACCCCCAAUCAUAUUUAAAUGUAAAGUAAAUAAUAUUGACUACUACUCAUGAACUAAUA